Molecule: messenger RNA, 1647 nt
Organism: Rubroshorea leprosula
Lineage: Eukaryota; Viridiplantae; Streptophyta; Magnoliopsida; Malvales; Dipterocarpaceae
Source: the annotation of a GenBank genome assembly
ACCAUGUGAAAAUAUUCUUUUCCUUUUCCCAGCAUCCAAUCACCAUGUGAUCAAUCAUAGAAGUUAGAAAUUUUGUUCUAUAUAUAAAUAGAAGAAAUCAAGUUUUUGAUUCUCAAUCUACUUCCAAACCCCAAGAAUGGAAAUUCAAUCCAAGUUUUCUUGUGGACUAUUAUUAGUCAUCCUCCUCCUUUCUUCUCUUCUUCCCUUAUCCUUUUCGCUCUUGAGGGAUAAAAAUGUCUUGUCCCCAAUCCUCUCGAGACGCCUCGCUACUUCAGUUGACACAAUCAAUCAAAUUCUAAUACCUCACAACACUGUGAGAGCUAAGCUCGGACUGCCUCCUCUCAAAUGGAGCAAAAAGCUUGCGAAUUUUGCGUCUUGGUGGGCAAAUCAACGGCAAGGAGAUUGUGAAUUGAUUCAUUCAAAUAGUGAUUAUGGGGAGAAUCUCUUUUGGGGUAGCGGCCAGCAUUGGAAGCCGGAAGAUGCAGUGGCGCCAUGGGCGGCGGAGAAAGAUUAUUACAACUACAAUUCUAACAGUUGCAUUGAGAACAAAGACUGCCUGCAUUAUACCCAGAUGGUUUGGAGACAAAGUUUGAAGGUUGGCUGUGCUAGAAUUGUGUGUGCAAGUGGUGACACAUUUAUCACGUGUAAUUAUGAUCCUCAUGGUCAUAUUUGGGGUUAUGAUCCGAACUACGUCGUUAUUGGUCCCGGAAAAAUCAGUCUUCAGUCUGAGCUGCUAACCUGCUUGGUGAAGAGAAGUGGCAACCCUAAGGUUGUUGAUAGGCAGCAAAAGUGGACGGAGGAGAAGGUUUUGAAAAUGGCAUUUAGAGGGAAGGAGAUGAUGAAGAAGCUUAUGAAGAAGGUGGGAGAGGAUAACCUUGCUCCAGGAGUCAAAGAACAACUUAAGAAAUCCAUACCGGACACCAAGGUCGUCAUGAACCGCGCCAAACGCUGCCUCUACGCAGGCCGUCACAUCCAGUUCGGCAACCGGAUCAGCGAAGACGGUGGCAACAAAACAACGAGAUGUUGGAAACCAAAUGUCCAGGAGAAGAGGCUCUUCAGUUACAUGUUAGACCUACAUAUUCGAGUGAAAGUCACCACACAUGCCCUACGUUGCAUUGACAAGGCAGGUGGAAUUGAUGAGUACCUGUUGAAGACUCCGUAUCACAAAAUGGGUACAGAAAUGGGACUCUUCUGGAAAGCAAAGAUUGAGAAGCUAUAUGAGGAGCUUGGGAAGAUGGAGGUAGUGUUCUUUUCACCUGAAGAUGAAGCCAAGUUCGAACAGGGCUUUAAAGACCUGAAAUUAGCAGAGAGGACAGCUCGUAGAGAUGCCAGAAGAAAAAUGUAUGGAUGGUCAAGUAAACUGGAGCAACUUGAGGGGGCUACAGAUGACACACAAGCAUUUGAUGAUAAUGCUGUAAGAAAUGGCAAUGGUGACUCGCAUAUUGAUGUUCACGAGCAGUUAGUUGCCAACUCUUGAGGUUAGAACUCCUUGGGAUAUUUACAUUUUUUCGUUAGUAAUCAAGUGUCCUAUUAGGCAUUGUUUAGUCUUUGCUUCAAUCCUUUUCGCCGGCAUUGUUUAAAGCUGAGAUACACACCACACAUUUCUUCUGUAAACUUUAAUUUACAUGAUAAAUUUAUUGUCUGCCU